Erinaceus europaeus (western European hedgehog) is the source of this 9998-nucleotide messenger RNA. It is a transcript of the gene XRN1, whose product is annotated as 5'-3' exoribonuclease 1. Lineage: Eukaryota; Metazoa; Chordata; Mammalia; Eulipotyphla; Erinaceidae. Gene Ontology annotation, molecular function: RNA binding; 5'-3' RNA exonuclease activity. Bases 94 to 5268 code for a protein of 1724 amino acids. Gene Ontology annotation, cellular component: nucleus. The transcript is spliced from 42 exons. Gene Ontology annotation, biological process: rRNA catabolic process; nuclear-transcribed mRNA catabolic process. The record is from RefSeq and is a predicted model, not a curated record.
CGGUAGAGCGACGGCCGGAGGCGGCGGCGAAGGCCCCGGCGGGCCUCUUGCUUUCAGUUUGGCCUUGACUGCAAAUUAGGAUUGACUGGCGAAAUGGGAGUCCCCAAGUUUUACCGUUGGAUCUCGGAGAGGUACCCCUGCCUCAGCGAAGUGGUGAAAGAGCAUCAGAUCCCUGAAUUUGACAAUUUAUACCUGGAUAUGAAUGGAAUUAUACAUCAGUGUUCCCAUCCUAAUGAUGAUGAUGUUCACUUCAGGAUUUCAGAUGAUAAGAUCUUUACUGAUAUUUUCCACUAUCUGGAAGUGUUGUUUCGCAUUAUUAAACCUAGGAAAGUGUUCUUCAUGGCUGUUGAUGGUGUAGCCCCUCGAGCAAAAAUGAAUCAGCAGCGUGGGAGGCGUUUUCGGUCAGCAAAGGAGGCAGAAGACAAAAUAAAAAAGGCAAUAGAAAAAGGAGAAACUCUUCCUACAGAGGCCAGAUUUGAUUCCAACUGUAUUACACCAGGGACUGAAUUUAUGGCCAGGUUACAUGAGCACUUGAAGUAUUUUGUAAAUAUGAAAAUUUCAACAGACAAGUCAUGGCAAGGAGUUACCAUCUACUUCUCAGGCCAUGAGACUCCUGGAGAAGGAGAGCAUAAAAUCAUGGAAUUUAUCAGAUCUGAGAAAGCAAAACCAGAUCAUGAUCCAAAUACCAGACACUGUCUUUAUGGUUUAGAUGCUGAUUUGAUUAUGCUUGGAUUGACAAGUCAUGAGGCACAUUUCUCACUUUUAAGAGAAGAAGUUCGGUUUGGUGGCAAAAAGACACAAAGAGUAUGUGCACCAGAAGAAACCACAUUUCACCUUCUCCACUUGUCUUUAAUGAGAGAAUAUAUUGACUAUGAAUUUUCAGUAUUAAAAGACAAGAUCACAUUUAAAUAUGACAUUGAAAGGAUAAUAGAUGAUUGGAUUUUAAUGGGAUUUCUCGUUGGCAAUGAUUUUAUCCCUCAUCUACCUCACUUACAUAUUAAUCAUGAUGCAUUGCCUCUUCUUUAUGGAACAUAUAUUACCAUCUUGCCAGAACUUGGAGGCUAUAUUAAUGAAUGUGGACAUCUCAGUUUACCUCGAUUUGAGAAAUACCUAGUAAAAUUAUCAGAUUUUGAUCGGGAGCACUUCAGUGAAGUUUUUGUGGACUUAAAGUGGUUUGAAAGCAAAGUUGGUAACAAGUAUCUGAAUGAAGCAGCAGGUGUUGCAGCAGAAGAAGCCAAGGUCUACAAGGAAAAGAAAAAAUUAAAGGGCCAGGAAAACUUAUGUUGGGCUGCUUUAGACAAAAAAGAACUGGUGACUUCAAAGGAUAAUUUAGAAGAUGAGACUGAAGAUGAUGACCUAUUUGAAACAGAAUUUAGACAAUAUAAGAGAACAUAUUACAUGACAAAGAUGGGAGUGGACAUAGUAUCUGAUGACUUUCUGGCUGACCAAGCUACAUGUUAUGUUCAGGCAAUACAAUGGAUUUUGCAUUAUUACUAUCAUGGAGUUCAGUCCUGGAGCUGGUAUUAUCCCUACCAUUAUGCACCUUUUCUUUCUGAUAUUCGCAACAUUAGUACACUCAAAAUCCAUUUUGAACUAGGAAAACCUUUUAAGCCAUUCGAACAGCUUCUUGCUGUGCUUCCAGCAGCUAGCAAAAAUUUACUUCCUGUAUGCUACCAGCAUUUAAUGACCAGUGAGGAUUCGCCAAUUAUAGAAUAUUAUCCACCUGAUUUUAAAACUGACCUAAAUGGGAAACAGCAGGAAUGGGAAGCUGUGGUACUAAUACCUUUUAUUGAUGAGAAGCGAUUGUUGGAAGCUAUGGAGACUUGUAAUCACUCUCUUAAAAAAGAAGAAAAGAAAAGAAACCAACAUAGUGAGUGCCUCAUGUGCUGGUAUGACAGAGAUACAACAUUCACCUACCCCUCUCCAUGGCCAGAAAAGUUCCCUGCAAUAGAACGAUGUUGCACAAGGUAUAAAGUAAUAUCACUGGAUGCCUGGCGUGUAGACAUAAGCAAGAACAAAAUAACCAAGGUUGAUCAGAAAGCAUUGUAUUUCUGUGGAUUUCCUACUCUGAAACACAUCAAACACAAAUUCUUUUUGAAGAAAAGUGGGGUUCAAGUAUUUCAGCAAAGCAGCCGUGGAGAGAACAUGAUGUUGGAAAUCUUAGUGAAUAUAGACUCAGAUGAACUUAGCAUAGAGAAUGUAGCUUCAUCAGUGCUUGGCAAGUCUGUCUUUGUUAAUUGGCCACACCUUGAAGAAGCUAGAGUUGUUGGUGUAUCAGAUGGAGAAACUAAGUUUUACUUGGAAGAACCUCCAGGAACACAGAAACUCUAUUUGGGAAGAACAGCACCUCCAUCUAAAUUGAUCCAUCUUGGAGACAAGGAACAGUCUAACUGGGCAAAAGAAGUACAAGGAAUUUCAGAAUACUACCUAAGAAGAAAAGGCAUAAUGGUAAAUGAAACAUCUGCUGUCGUGUAUGCUCAAUUACUCACAGGUCGUAAAUAUCAAAUAAAUCAAAAUGGUGAAGUUCGUCUAGAAAAACAGUGGUCAAAACAAGUUCUUCCAUUUGUUUAUCAAACUAUUGUCAAGGACAUUCGUGCUUUCGACUCACGUUUUUCCAGUAUCAAAACAUUGGAUGAUUUGUUUCCUCCUGGAAGUAUGGUCUUUAUGAUUGGGACCCCCUACUAUGGCUGCACUGGAGAAGUUCAGGAUUCAGGGGAUGUGAUUGCAGAAGGUAGGAUUCGUGUGGUUUUCAGCAUUCCAUGUGAACCUACUCUUGAUGCUUUAAUACAGAACCAGCAUAAAUAUUCUAUAAAAUACAACCCAGGAUAUGUGUUGGCCAGUCGCCUUGGAGUGAGUGGAUACCUUGUUUCAAGGUUUACAGGAAGUAUUUUUAUUGGAAGAGGAUCUAGGAGAAACCCUCAUGGAGACCAUAAAGCAAAUGUGGGUUUGAAUCUCAAAUUCAACAAAAAAAAUGAGGAGGUACCUGGAUAUACUAAGAAAGUUGGAAGUGAAUGGAUGUAUUCAUCUGCGGCAGAACAGCUUCUUGCAGAAUACUUAGAAAGAGCUCCAGAACUGUUUAGUUACAUAGCCAAAAAUAGCCAAGAGGAUGUAUUCUAUGAAGAUGAUAUUUGGCCUGGAGAAAAUGAGAAUGGUGCUGAGAAAGUUCAAGAAAUUAUUACUUGGCUAAAGGGACACCCUGUCAGUACCUUGUCUCGGUCAUCCUGUGAUUUACAAAUUUUGGAUGCAGCCAUUGUUGAAAAAAUUGAGGAAGAAGUAGAAAAAUGCAAGCAAAGAAAAAAUAAUAAAAAGGUUCGAGUGACAGUAAAACCCCAUUUGCUAUACAGACCUCUGGAACAGCAACAUGGAGUCAUUCCUGACCGGGAUGCAGAAUUUCGCCUCUUCGACCGUGUUGUGAAUGUGAGAGAGAACUUUUCAGUUCCAGUUGGCCUUCGGGGCACCAUCGUAGGAAUUAAAGGGGCUAGUAGAGAAGCUGAUGUGCUGUUCGAAGUAUUAUUUGAUGAAGAAUUUCCUGGAGGCUUAACAAUAAGGUGCUCAUCUGGUAGAGGUUAUAGACUGCCAACAAGUGCCUUGGUGAACCUUUCUCAUGGGAGUCGCUCUGAAACUGGGAAUCAGAAGUUGACGGCCAUUGUGAAACCACAGCCUUCCAUGAGUCACUCUAGCUCACAUUCCUCAAUUCCAUCUGGGCAUUUGGGAGGCCUCAACCAUUCUCCUCAGUCACUGUUUGUUCCUACUCAAGUAUCCUCUAAAGAUGAUGAUGAAUUUUGUAACAUUUGGCAGUCACUACAAGGAUCCAGAAAGGGUCAGCACUUUCAACCAACUCUGCAAGAAAAGGGUGCAGUUCUGCCUCAAGAAAUAAGUCAAGUUACUCAACAUCACAAAUCCAGUUUUAGUGACAACAUUAAAUGUCAGCAAAGAAAAUCUGAGCAUCAUGGAAAAUUUAAAGAAGAGUAUAAGAGUUCUAAACCUGAUAGUCGACCACAAAAAAUGUCAAAUAAGCAGAUGUUUGGAGGGCCUGCCAAGUGUAAUAUUAAGCUGCUGAAGAGAAAUGAGAGUGCAGCAGCCUCAGGAAACCCUAAGGUUGUGACUGGUUAUCCAACUACUACUAAUAAGCCCAGCCCUGGAAUUGAGAACUUUUUAGCAUCUUUGAAUAUCCUCAAAGAAAGUGAAGCACAGCCAGCUCAUCAAGAAGAGCCUCCAACUGAAGAACAUUUGUCACCACAGUCAUUUGCUAUGAAAGGAACACGGAUGCUUAAAGAAAUUCUAAAAAUUGACAGCUCUGACACUGUGGACCAUAAGAAUGAAGUAAAACAGUCUGGUAAUGAAGUCACUAUUUCCAAUAGAAAAGAUGAAUACGAAUCUUCUUCACAGCCUAGACAAAAUAAAAAAUUAACAUCUUCUAUGAACAAGCCUCAUAGUACUAGUGAGUACCCUAAUAUUCAACCUGUGGACAAUGUGUGUUGGCCUGCUCCCAACCAGAUCCCUCCUGUUACCACACCAGUAACAGAACUUUCUCGAAUUUGUUCCCUUGUUGGAAUGCCACAACCGGAUUUCUCCUUUCUUAGAACAGCACAGACAAUGACAGUUUGCCAGGUAAAAUUAUCCAAUGGCUUAUUGGUACAUGGGCCACAGUGCCAUUCUGAAAAUGAGGCCAAGGAAAAAGCUGCAUUUUUUGCUUUACAACAAUUGGGAUCUUUAGGAGUGAAUUUCCCAUUGCCUCCACCAAUAUUUCCAAAUUAUCCUGCUGUGCCACCUGGAACCAUUCCUCCAGUUUUUCCCCAGUCUACUGCUAACAUAAUGUCUUCAUCACCUCAUCUCUUUGGGUCAAUGCCAUGGGGACCACCUGUGCCAGUUCCUGGGAAACCCUUCCAUCACACUUCAUUUUCUGGGACCAUGCCUAUACCUGGGGGAAUGCCAAGUGGUGUGCACAAUCAGUUCAUACCACUACAGGUUACUAAAAAAAGAGUUGCAAACAAGAAGAACUUUGAGAAUAAAGAAGCCCAUAUUUCUCAAGCCAUUCCACUGCAGACUAACCAAUCGGCACCUUCUGAUGUCACCAAAGUGAUUCCACAGGAGAGUGCUGCUACUUCCUUCAAAUCCUCUCAGGUUACUCAGCCUGCAUCUUCUCUUCAAGUUGAAGCUGCCUCCCAAGGCCAUAAUAUGUCUCAUCAUAAAUCAAACCCGAGUUCUUCAAGAAGAAAAACUAGAAAACUGGCUGUCAAUUUUGGCGUUUCUAAACCUUCUGAAUGAAUUUGGUACUUGGAAGUAAUUUCUUUCCUCUUUUAUUCACCUUUUUAUAAAUUCAUAUCUGUGUCUCAUAAAAUGUGCUGUCUUAAAGUGUUUUAAUUGAAAUUUCAUAUUUUUGUUGUUGAGCACUUUUCAUGCUGUUAAGGAGAUUAUAUAUAUCAAAUUGUACAUCUUGAACAUGCACAGUUUGAUUUACAUACUUAUACCUCAAUAAAGUGGUAAAGGAAAGAGUAAAACUCUGUAUUAAAAAAGUAAUCAGUUGAACUAAGCAUUAAAAUGUAGUUAUAGCUCAAACCAUUGGCCUCAUCUUUAGAAGCAUCCAAAACUGAACUCGACCUAAUGUUGCAAUAAUAAUAAAAAUUUUAUACUAUCUUGAGGAAUAAUUAAAUGGAGCAUGAAAAUGGGUCCUCAAGUAUAAUUUACUGAAUGUGGAUUUUAUUUCUCUUUUUAAUGAUGUAACAGAAUUGUCAGGAGAAUGACUCUUUAUUUGUAAGUAUUUUACUUCUUGGUCUCUGAGGGUCUUUAGACCUGCUGCGACAAUAUUACACAUGUUGUGGUGCUGCCAGUUUUGCUUUAUUCUAAAUUUUGUACCAAAGCAACUUUAGAAUACUGAUCAGAAUAUUUCAUUUUAACUGCUUAAACUAUGAAUAGCAAUCUAGAUUUAUGUAAAUACUUACAAUUUUUUAGAUUAUUCAAAACCAGCAACUAGUAAUUUCUAAUAAAAUUAAGUUUCAAAAUCUACAGGGUACAAAUUAAUCUCCUGAUAGAAUAAAGUACAAAAAUAUAAAUCAUGUUGAUUAACAUUGUUUGCUCUAUUCCUUUAUAUAGCUUUUUAUGUGCUCAUAUAUAUGUAUAUGUAUAUAUAUAUAUAUAUCUGAGAUAUCCAUUGUAGGACCACAUGUAGUGCUUCCUUGGAUAGAUGAAAUUAUAAAUUAUUUAAAAUUUCAAGGUGUGCUGUAAUACAGGUGCAGUUUGUGAUGCAUUUUAUUUACAUGACAAACACCUGUCUCGCUUUAUGCUGAACUGUUCAGUGAUUGGCAUUUUGUCUUUGCAUGUCAUUUGUGGAUGUAUGUUGUUUAAGCUAUGGCUGUUGAAAUGAUUUUAGUAUUUACAAAAAAUUUUCACUGGUACCAAGGACUGAGUUUUUGUUUGUUUGUUUUUACAUAUAUAUGUAUAUAUCCUUUAGUUUUUCUGAUAGGCUUAUAUUUUUAAGGGAGUAAAUUUGCAUUCUUUCAAAAAGUAGGAACCACCGUCUUUAUAUGGAGCUGCUAAUAUUAUAACCAUUUUCCAUUUAGCUCAUUGACAACCCUGCCUUGAGUGUCAUAGUCUGUUUAUUCCCAGAACUGCUGGUGUUAAACUAAAUGAUUUAUUAAGCAUAAAACUAAAUGGAUUUCCUUCUCUAUUAAUUUCAGAGUUUCUCUAAAUGUUAGUAGGGUUUUUGUAUGUUAGUAGUGCCUUUAGUAUAUAAGAGAUAAAUGUUCAUUUUCUGAUAUUUGUUAUAGUCAUUGUAAGUUUCUACAGUUAUAUUUUCUAAAUUCAGAUGUUUGUUGAUUCCCACCAGAUCCUUAUUGGGAAUGUGUGUUUAUCUGUAGUGGGAUCUUGAGUAAUGAGGCUCAAAUAAUCCUAAGCAUUUGACCUUACUGCCUCACAAGCUAUUUGUUUUAAAAGAAAACAUCUGUCAUGGGAACACAGUACAGAAAAUUAAAGUGUGACAAUAAUAGUAUGUUAACCUCUUAGUAGAAAAUAUGUUAUGCUUUUCAUCUUAGAUAAGUGUGUAAUUUCCAGCAUUUGGGAAUUGCCUCACUCAUCAGCUCUGUCAUCAUUCUAUAAAUAGGAGACAGCCAAUGUCUAUAGUCCAGAGAAAAAAGUACAUGCCACCUUUUGAAAACUCCCAAGAAAAAUUUUAGUACAGAAUGUACCAUUGAACCUGUAGCAUAUUUCCCCAAUGUUCAAGAUAAGCUUGCAAAGAAUUCCAUAUAAAUGGACAGUAAAAGUAUUUUCAUGGGAGUGGGGCAGUAGUGCAGUGGGUUAAGUAAGCGCAGGUGGCACAAAGCACAAGGACUGUCUUAAAGAUCCUGGUUCAAGCACCCAGCUCCCCACCUGCAGGGGAGUCACUUCACAAGAAGUGAAGCAGGUCUGCAGGUGUCUAUCUUUCUUUCCUCCUCUCUGUCCUCCUUCUUCUCUCCAUUUCUCUAUUUCCCUCCUAUACAACAACAACAAUAACUACAACAAUUAAACAAGGGUGGUAAAAAGAGAAUAAAUAAAUAAAUGUUUUUUAAAAAGGUAUUUUCAUUUGUUAAAAAUACAUUAUGCUGAAGGUCAAGACUGGAGAUUAAAAUUUGAGGGAGCUCCACAGUUACUAGAUAGUGGUCAGCAGUCAUCUGUAUUCUUUCCCCUCCUGUACCUCAUUCAGAUAUGGAUCUGCCAGUAAUGCAUGUGCCCAUCUUAUGGGGAAUAAAUUGAAAUUGGAUCCAUUGGUAGUCAUGCCUAGUGGCAACUAGUAUAUCUUUGAGUUGUUGGUCUUUGGGAAACUUACAAUUUUUCCUUUUUGGAUGGGGCAGACUCAAACCACCCAAAAUUUAGAAAUAUGUCCCUUCAUCAUUGAAUCAGUUGUGGACUUUCUCUGAAAGUAUAGGCUGUCUUGAGGAAUAUAAGAGUAUGUUCCCCCAAUUGUUUCCUAGAUGGCUCCCCAGCAGCUAGAGCAGUUAAAAUCCUUCUCACUCAGAUGCUAUUUCAAACUAUUUUUGUUUGAUAAGUUUUGCAUUUUGAAUAAAAUAAUUUUAGAAAUUGAUCUUAUGAUCCUUUCAGGCUCAUUGUUCCUUUUCAGUUUUCCACACUCCCAGAGUCUUAUAAUUUGAAAUAUAAAAUAUAUCACCUAAUUUAUCGUUAUGUGAUGUCUUAGACAUCUGAGACUCAAUUGAAUAAUAUUUCACCUCUAAGUGUGCCAUGGUUUCAAAAUGACAAUUUCCCUGCUUCUCAGAGUGUUUAGUUAUUUUAGAAGUCAAAUAAUGAGGAAAAUUUUUUCUAACAGUGAAAAGAAUAAAGAACUCUUAAUGCAAGUCUUUUUAUUGCUUCUUUCCUUUCUAUGGUCAGGUAUUGACUUGAGUUUUAGGCUGAUAUUCCCAGACUUUGACUCUUUUAAAGUGAGUGGAACAGAAAGGGAGGUGGUUCUAAGGAGGAAGCUAAUGAAACAAGGCACUUAGUCACUGCAUUUCCAGACUAUAAGUUUAUAGUUCAAGAAAAUAGAUAAGUGUUGGAGUCUUUUUCAUUUGCUUACAUCUUAAUCACCUGUUCUAUUUAUAUAAACAACAUCAUACAUUUCCAUAGUGAUUGUCUGAACUACCCAGCUCUCCACUAAAGUAAGUUCUAACAUGCUUUGUCUCAUUAUUCAGAACAUAGUCAGACCAGCUAUGUCAAAUUUCCCAGCUGAUUGAGCUUCCACUGUGCAGGAUAAUUCAUUUAUUGGAGAGAAAUGAAUAUGAAGAGGUACCUUAAACAACAGAGGUUUUUCUUUUUUCUAAAACUAGUGCUGGCACUCAAAGUGUCAGUCUUCUUUAUGUGCAUUUCGUAAGCUUGUCAGUGAAUCAUCAUUUUUUGUAGAACCUUCCUUUCCUGGCCAAGACAAAGCUCACAGUUCCAGAAGUGAUUUUUUUUUUUCUUCAGACUGACCUGCUUCUUCUCUCAGACUUUUCCAUCUUCUGCGAGAAAGCAGCAAGAGAAAACCCUGAAAUAGACAGCAGUAGGUCCAACCUAGUAGGUAAAUGUUUCAGUAUUGCUGGGCUGAGCAGCUAGGACAACACAGAUCCUUCUUGUAAAGAGAAACAAACUGGUGUAAAAUAGUCGCCAUAGUUAAUGCCAGCAGUUGCUGCUGUUUUUGUGAUUGCAUGUGUGUUUAUGUUAGUGAACCAACAAUUAUGCCUUGCUCAUAUGCCACUCAAGUGCAAUUUUCAGUGGAGACUAUUGUUUCCGAAGUUUUACAUAGUUAAACCUGUAAAGAAUUAAUUUUUUCUAACAGUACACCCAUUGCUAUUGGUUAUUUCAGCAAUUGGUAUAUACUGUUUAUUGUCCUGGCCAAAUAAUUUACUUGCAGUAGAUGUUUUAAUAAUCCAAACCCAAAUUCUCAUGCUAUUUCUUAUAAAAUAACACCUAUGGGAAUUUAGCCCACAGUUUGCUUUAAGUCUUUUAUCCUUCCUUUUCCUUGCAGCGAAAGGACCUAUUUUGUUUGGGGUUUUAUUAGUCCUCAAGUCUCUUUCAAUUUAUUUUGCCUGCAACCAGUUGCUUCUUUGAGUGUAUUCAUCUAUUGAUAUAUGAGUAGUGUGCUGUAUUAGCAAAGUAUUGAACAUUUUGUUCAUAUAAACUGUAGUAAGUGUAAUUCAUACAAUAUAAAUUCAUUUCCUUUCUCAUAUAACUUUUAUAAGUAACUGGAAUUUUUCAUUAGAUCUUAUACAGAGCAGUAUUUUAUUAAAAAUUCGAAAGGGAAGACUUUUAUGUGCUCAUUUUGUAGGUUUUGUUUUUUAAAUAUCUUUACAUUGUCUGCAAUUAAAGUGUUUUAAACAUGCAUUGAAUGGACUCUGAAUGUAUUUUUUGUUUUAAGUUGUAUAUUUGUAGAUUUCUAGUAUGUAGUUUCUAGCUUCAAAAUGUUGUGCAAAAGGAUUUCAGAAUAGUCACUGGAGAGGUUAAAUAUCUAUACAUGUUAUAUGCUACAUGAAUUUUAAUUAAAUACUUGAAAAGGA